Messenger RNA from Symsagittifera roscoffensis, 2424 nucleotides. RefSeq lists its product as uncharacterized. The record is from RefSeq and is a predicted model, not a curated record. Lineage: Eukaryota; Metazoa; Xenacoelomorpha; Acoela; Convolutidae. The coding region runs from base 522 to 2297 and encodes 591 amino acids. The transcript is spliced from 4 exons.
ACAAGAUUUUGUAGUAAGUUCUAAGUUCACCUGUGAUUCAAAAAAAAUUCAUUUUCGCCCUCAAAAAUGAGGAUUAUGUUGAGUUUUGUAAAUUCAUUCGGAAGAGAAAAAAAUUUUGUGGAAAAUUAUAUCGGCGUUGUAUCAUUUAGGAACCACCAGCAAACUUGCAGCCUGUUCGUUAUAAUAUAUCGUUGCUCGUGGAUCCCGACAGAAAUCUAAUUCCGGGAACAACUACCGUUUCACUUUGGGUCUAUCAGUCCACAAAAUUUAUUAUUUUACAUGUCGGCAAUCAAAAUAUUACGGCAGUCUCAGUUCGCCUUUAUAAAAUUGUUUCGCAGUUUUUCGUGCCUGAUUUUAAUUUUUUCGUAGUUGAGGUAAAUCAGUGUUUGUUACCGAAUGAAACUAUUUCAAUUACAUUUGAUUACACAAUACCCUUAAAUAAAUAUAGCACUGAUAAAAACGUUUCUCCCGCUUUCUUACCUUUAGAAAACAGUCGACAAUUCUUGGGUGAUGCUAACAAAAUGCAACGUAUUCUUUUCGAAAAUACAGAAAAUGGAAGCUACUCUAGAAACUUCCUAUUUCGAUCCUCGUUUGGGUAUGCGAAAUAUUUCACGCCUUGUUUGGAUUCGCCUAAACACAAGUCAAUGUUUUUGAUUACUCUGAAAUACCCGAGAAGUUAUCAGCUCAUAUCUGAUAUGAAGAUGGUAGAAACAACUAGCUUCAGUGAUUCGUCAUUUGUUGUGUCGAAGCUGCAUAGCGCCGAUGACUUCAUACCCAUUUUUGAGACAUCUUUUGCCAUAUUACAUCAAUCACUCUCUCAUCAAGUGGUCGAAUCGGACUACGGAUCCGUCCAUUUUUACGGGACGCCUAGGCUGCUCUUAGACCUCGAUGACGAUGAUCGGCAACAGUUUUAUUCGACUGUUCGUUUGAUUUUGGAUAAUUCUGUGCCUUUUUUAUUUAACGGAUCUGAAUUAAAUCAGACAACGAAGUUAAAUCUGGCUACUCUAAUCACAAUUGAUGCAAUUCAUGAAAGAACUGGCAGCAGCGGAAUGAAUUAUUUUGCCGAUUUUUCCUUGAUUCCAGAAUAUCGCAAGGAUCCAAAAACGAUCGACUUUUUUCUUGACAUUUUUCAAAUCAUUCCCCGCAAGUUUGUUCAACUCACAUUGCAGGCGCAGUUCGAAACAUGGACCGAAAUGUGCUUUCUUUCAGAACUGACUGAUCGUGUAACUCAACUUAUUUUGGAGCACUACGAAAACCGGGAUACAUAUGAAGCCACUGCAGCAAUGACGAUAAAAGACAGAAUGAAGUCUUUCGGGUUCAACCAUGAUGAAUGCCCAGCCAAGUAUUCAUUUUAUUUGAGUUAUCUGGCUCGAGAUAGGGAACAAAUAUUCAAUAAAUGUCUUCUAUACCUACAGAACACUUCUCAGAAACUCGAUAAAUUUCUGGGAAAUUUUGAAAAAUGUGUUUUUGAAGAAUCGAAUCUUCCCGAAGAAGCAACUUGCUCACUGAUAAAUUUGUCACAGAAAACGUCUUCAUCAAUUUCGAUUAUCAGUUACCAGGACCGAGUUAAUAAAUCAUGGAUCGAUACUCAAGUCCAUCAUUUUUGUCCAUUAUCAAAAAGUAAACACGAAUGCUCUCUAGAAUAUGAAGGUGACUUUGAUCUUCAGUGUUUUGAUGAGCUAACAAGAAAAGGUAUGAACGAAAAUUUUUCUCUGCCACCUCAUACUGGAAAUUCUCAGAUGGUGUAUUUACGUAAUGAGUUUGUUUUAUAUCAAUUUCCUGCAAACAUUUAUGAUAAUUUUUGCAAAAAUUACAAAGAAUACGUCAAUUACUCGACCGAGGAAACAACAAAAGUGUCCUUUUUUGCUGUUGACAUGAUGGUUUUAGCUAAACACGCUCACAUAAGCUUCGAUUAUCUCAUUGAGUUUAUCUCUCGGUAUAAUGAGCUAAGACCUGUGGGAAAAUUAUUCGACGAUAUUUACUACGCGUCAAUCGGGUUCCCAUAUCUCAUUUCCAGGAAUAAGAAUUUCUCAAAUUGGGCUUCAAAAACUUACUCCGAGUUCCUUAUUUCUUUGAAAGUUGAUGCACGCCAUUUGGAAACAGUCAGACCUUAUCAACUGAAGUUCUUGAAUGGAUUGGCAGUUGGCGAUUCAUGUAGCCAAAUCGAGUCAUGUAUGCACUAUUUGGAACAUGGGACUUUUUUGGAUGAGCGUCAUUGUUCGCCGGAUUUAAUCGGAGAGAAAUUUGAAAGUUCAGGUGUGCCGACGGGUGAAAAUUAUAGCAUUCGAAAAAGUUAAGUUUGCCCAAAUAUUAAAACAAAGUAAUAAAUUUCUACGAACAGCAACUGAAAGUGUUUCAAAACACAUCUUUUUUUUGAAAACAAAAUUAAGUUUAGAAUAACCAGUUUAAGGGCGAAAAUCUGAA